Messenger RNA from Mycena indigotica, 525 nucleotides. RefSeq lists its product as uncharacterized. The coding region runs from base 1 to 525 and encodes 174 amino acids. Lineage: Eukaryota; Fungi; Basidiomycota; Agaricomycetes; Agaricales; Mycenaceae. The transcript is spliced from 2 exons. The record is from RefSeq and is a predicted model, not a curated record.
AUGUCCCUCGCGAACUUCGACUUCACGUUCACCUUCUUCCCCGUAGUCUUCCCCCGCGUCUCUCCACAUGUUCAAGAUGAAUACGGCUUGCCGAAGCCACCCCGUCCACAACAUCGCCGUUCCCAAGGCGUCAAAGCCACUCGAAAGCGUCAUCUACCACCCGUGGUGACGCUCGGGAAGCGUACUUGCCCCGUCAGCGAUGGACCUCCAAAGAAACGGGUGAGACAGUGCUUUCCAGAGCCACUCCCCGAAGAGUUUCUCGAGCAAGUUGCCGCGCUCUCCCUCGCUCCUGCUGACGUGGAGAUGACUGACGUGGAGGUGGACAACCUUUGUACCCUCCUCGGUCACCUCACUGUCCAAGAGGUCGUCACAACCCCACCUCCAACUAAGCCUCCUCGCAAGCAUCGUCGCUCUGACAACAAAGAGAACGAAGACCCAGCUUCUUUGACGUCGAGCAGGAGUGGGGGCGUGAAGCGCCAUGGCAGGGCACGGGCACGUGCGACGGACCCAUAUUCGGUUCUUUAA